Molecule: messenger RNA, 2187 nt
Organism: Pyrgilauda ruficollis (rufous-necked snowfinch)
Lineage: Eukaryota; Metazoa; Chordata; Aves; Passeriformes; Passeridae
Product: rho-related BTB domain-containing protein 1-like
Exons: 9
Coding region: 82-2046 (654 amino acids)
Biological process (GO): small GTPase-mediated signal transduction
Molecular function (GO): protein binding; GTP binding; GTPase activity
Source: RefSeq, a predicted model, not a curated record
GUGGGGUCGGUAACGGGCCGGGGCCGGGCGGGGGGGGCGCUGAGCGGGGCCGCUCCGCUGCCCGGGGCCCCCCGCGCCCCCAUGGACCCCGACGUGGACUACGAGCGCCCCAACGUCGAGACCAUCAAGUGCGUGGUGGUGGGCGACAACGCCGUGGGCAAGACGCGGCUGAUCUGCGCCCGCGCCUGCAACGCCACGCUGAGCCAGUACCGGCUGCUGGCCACACACGUGCCCACCGUGUGGGCCAUCGACCAGUACCGCGUCUGCCAGGAGGUGCUGGAACGCUCCCGGGAUGUGGUGGACGAGGUCAGCGUCUCCCUGCGCCUCUGGGACACCUUUGGGGACCACCAUAAAGACCGGCGCUUCGCCUACGGCAGGUCGGACGUGGUGGUGCUCUGCUUCUCGCUGGCGAACCCCAACUCGCUGCGGCACGUGAAGACCAUGUGGUACCCCGAGAUCAAGCACUUCUGCCCCCGCACCCCCAUCGUGCUGGUGGGCUGCCAGCUGGACCUGCGCUACGCCGACCUGGACGCCGUCAACCGCGCGCGCCGCCCGCUGGCCAAGCCCAUCAAGCCCUCGGACAUCCUGCCACCGGAGCGGGGGCACGAGGUGGCCCAGGAGCUGGGGGUGCCGUACUACGAGACCAGCGUGGUGGCCCAGUUCGGGGUCAAGGACGUGUUCGACAACGCCAUCCGCGCCGCGCUCGUGUCCCGCCGCCACCUGCAGUUCUGGAAGUCCCACCUGCGCAAGAUGCAGCGCCCGCUGCUGCAGGCGCCCUUCCUGCCCCCCAAGCCCCCCCCGCCCCUCAUCCAGGUGCCCGACGCCCCCCCCGGCCUGGGGGGGGGCUCGGCAGCGCUGUUCCAAGCCCCGCUGUGCGCCGACGUCGUCUUCCAGCUGCAGGGUGGCCACCGCGUCUUCGCCCACCGCGUCUACCUGGCCACCGCCUGCUCGCGCUUCUACGACCUCUUCACGCUGGAGGAGCCGCCCGAGACCCUCGGCGAAGGGGACGGGGGCACCCGUGACCUGUCAUCGUGGGGCCGCGGCUUCCUGAGCCUGCGCUGGGAGCCGGUGGCCGACCCGGUGGCGGGGCGGGAGCGGCGGAUGGCGGUGGUGGCCAUGGACCGGGGCGUGCGGCCGGAGCCGCUGCGCGCCGUGCUGGAAUAUUUGUACACGGGGAAGCUGGAGCGGCCCCACGGCGACCUGCGGCAGGUGGGAGCGGUGCAAGGGAUUCUUGUCCCCAAGGCAGUGGUGUCCCCAUGGAAGGGGUGUCCAAGGGAUUCUUGUCCCCUUGACAGCGGCGGUCAGCGAGUGGCUGUCCCUGCUCUGCAGUGUCCGAGGGUGGCUGUCCCUGGGCUGAGGGGUGGCAUAUCUGAGGGCUGGCUGUCCCCGCUGAGCUGUCCCCUGUCCCCAGACGUGGUGUUCCGCGUGGAUGACGGCGCGGUGCCGGCGCACAAGCCGCUGCUCAUCGCCGGCUGCGACUGGAUGAGGGCCAUGUUCCGGGGGGGCUUCCGCGAGAGCUACGCCGGCGAGGUGUCCCUGCCCGGCACCAACUGUGCCUGCCUCCGUGCCGUCCUCGACUUCCUCUACACGGGGGUCUUCACCCCCACGCCCGAUCUGGACGCCAUGGAGCUGCUCAUCCUCACGGACCGGCUGUGCCUGCCGCGGCUGCAGGCGCUCACCGAGCAAUACGCCGUGGACGAGCUGCUCCGAGCCUUCAUGCAGCGCGUGGAGAUCGACGAGCAGGUCAUCAUCUACCUGGAGAUGACGCAGUUCCACAACGCCCGGCAGCUGGCGGCGUGGUGCCUGCACUACAUCUGCACCAACUACAACCGCGUGUGCCGCCGCUUCCCCCGCGAGAUGAAGUUCAUGUCCCCAGAGAACCAGGCGCACUUCGAGCGGCACCGCUGGCCGCCGGUGUGGUACCUGAAGGAGGAGGAUCUGUACCUGCGCUCCAAGAAGGAGCGGGAGCGCGAGGAGCAGCUGCAGCGCAAGCAGCACCCCCGCAGCAAGUGGUGCUUCUGGAGACCCUCACCCCCCGUGUCCUGAGCGGGGGGCGAGGGGAGGGGACCCCCGAGUGGGGCUGGGGGCUAGGGGAGGGUUGGGAGCCCCUGUGAUGAGCAGGGGGUUUGGCCCCGGGGUCCCCGUGUAGGGUGAGGGGGCUCAGCUGGGCUGGGGGUCCCUGUGGUG